Rubroshorea leprosula is the source of this 2212-nucleotide messenger RNA. The record is from the annotation of a GenBank genome assembly. NCBI's taxonomy places the organism in Eukaryota, Viridiplantae, Streptophyta, Magnoliopsida, Malvales, Dipterocarpaceae.
UGCUCUUCUUCUCCUUUCUUCUCGCUGCAGCCACUCGAAAGAAAAAGAAAGAAACCCAGCCAUGCCUUGGAAAAUUGGUGAGAAAGCUUGGUUUUCUCCUUCUUUUCUUGCUCUAGAACACUUCUAGAACCUAGAAAUUUCCCCUCCCUCUCUGCAGAAACCGGAUCUGCUCUGCUUUGCUCUGUCCGCCGGCUGCUCUUGUUGUGGGGGGCGAAUUGCUUGGGUUUUGGUUCCGUGAGCUUCCCCCUGCAGAUCCCGCCGACCUUCCCCAAUCUGCUAGCUCCGGUUCCUUGCUUGUAAAUUCUGGUAUGUGACAGCCUUUUAAGGCUUAAAUUAUCCAUUUAAAGUUGCUGCUUGUGAUGUCCGAAUUUGGCUAGGAAAUGGGGAAAUUCCGGUAGUAAUUAAGUGAGAUUUAUGUGAUUGAGUGUGUGUUGGUUGUUGUGAUUUUUGGAGAAAAUCCUGUGGAAUUAGUUGUUUUGGCCAAUUUGUGAAAGUCGGGGUUACUGUUCAUGUCGUGGUACUGUUCAUGGGUACGGUUCACUGGUUAUUGUUCACACCCCGAGGGCCAACAUUUAACGGGAAUUUAAAUGAUUUGUUUAUGAUAUAAGAACGAAUUUGGAGAUAUUUGAUCAUGUGGAAAGUGAUAGAAAUAGCAUUGUGAUUAGGAAUGAUCCUAAUGAUGAUUUCAGCUUGAAUUUGUGAUAGUCCGGUAUUAAUUCUGAGGUGUUUUGAUUAGGUUCCCGAUCAUUCUGUCAGUUAGUGCGUGAAUUGAGUGCUCGGUUUUAUGCAAGUGAGGUAAGUAAUUUAUGCGGCGUGUUUCUGCUCCUCUUCUUCUUCUCCCUGUAGCUGAACAAGAGCUCCAGCCCCCGACAGCACCUCCCUUUGAGAGAUCGGUAAGAGAGCUUGAUUUUCCUUUCUUUUCUUGUUCAAGAACAAGAUUUAGGAGCUUGAAAUCUUUCCCCUUUGCAAAAAAUCCCAGAUCUACUCUGCUCCUUCCUCCCUUUCGUCCGCUGCUCUUGGUGUGGGUGUGAGUUUUUCGGUUUUGAUCCCCUGAAUUUCUCCUUCAUUCCCGCCGGUCUUCCCCCAAACUGCAGCUUCGGUUUUGCUUGCUAAAAUUCUGGAAGUGAAGUCAAGGAUGGGGAAAAACGAGGGGAAUGACAAGUUAGAAUGCUAGCCAUCUUGUAAAUUGAACAUAGAUUUUAUAUAUAAAUCAUGAUUUUGCUACCAUUUUGCAACAGGCCAACAAUGAAGGAUUCGUUUGUAGGUUAUCGAUCGCACGCACGCCACCUUCAAGCCCUCAAGCAAGAGUGUUUGUUAGAAUUUUCCCGUACCAGCAGUUACGAGUUUCAGACAAUUGUUGCCCAUGAACAAGAAGUCACUUUGAGGAAGCCUAUAACAAGAAGCCAUUUUGAGGAUGGUCAGAAUUUUCCCGUACCAGCAGUUACGAGUUUCAGACAAUUGUUGCCCAUGAACAAGAAGUCAUUUUGAGGAAGCCUAUCUAAUUAUUAUGGUUUUCAUUCAACCCAUCCAGAAAAUGAAUCCGAAUUGUAUUCAUUCAACCCAACCAGAAAAUGAAUCCGAAUUGUAAGACAACAUCAUAAGACAUAACAGGUUUUAAAAGACUUUUCCAUCAGAAAAAUUAGAUAUUUGCGCUUACAGGGAGUCUUCAGCCUAUACUUUGGCAGUGUAAUUCAAGCAGAAAAACCCGUAAAUCUCAAAAAGAUUCUCAGUAAAUUGAGAUUAAAAUCCUGCCGAAUAUUUUAGGUGUAGUCUAGUAUUUCUCUACCAUAUUACCAUCAGAGACUCUUAGGCAUUGGUGAGCUGCGUGCCAUUUGAUUUUGGAGUGUAUUUUUCCAUUAGGCCAUUUAAUUUAUCAUCAAACUCCUUCUCCAGUGCAAACUCUUCCUCCCGGUGCCUGUGUCUCAUCUCAGCCAUCUUGCCUUCGUGCAUUUUUAUCAGUUCGUCCCUCUCAUCAACAAAGGCUUCCAUCUCUUUAUCCUGGAACUUUAUGAACUUUUCAAUUUCUCGUGUCCUACAACCAGAAUCAGAUAACAUCUAAGAAAUUAACCACAUAAAACAAAUAAACACAAAACCAACUUGUCCUGUUUCUAAUACAGAAUAUGUAGUUUAAUGCCACAUUCUACAAAACUACUAAAGUUGUAUCAAAAUCACUAUACCUGCGCCUGAAUUCUGCAGUAUUUGAAGGAUUUGU